Messenger RNA from Glarea lozoyensis ATCC 20868, 963 nucleotides. RefSeq lists its product as uncharacterized. NCBI's taxonomy places the organism in Eukaryota, Fungi, Ascomycota, Leotiomycetes, Helotiales, Helotiaceae. The transcript has 4 exons. The record is from RefSeq and is a predicted model, not a curated record. Bases 1 to 963 code for a protein of 320 amino acids.
AUGUUCUCAGUGGCUGAAAGUCUUGCGAACAUUUUCCUGCUUUCUGCCCUUCCCCUCCUAUGCGCGCAGAACGUCCCGACAACAUGCUAUUCAAUUGACGGUUCCAGUGGCCUUGAUUCUGGGUUUCGAUGCGACAAUACUACUACCGGUCAUAGUACUUGCUGUGCCGCGGGAGCGAUAUGUUAUUCCAAUGGUGUCUGUCAGCAGAGUAAUGGACCUGUGCAGGAUUACCUGAGGGUAGGAUGUACGGAUAAGACAUGGAAAGACCCAGCUUGUUUGGAACAAUGCACACAUUUGCGAGAAACAGAGAAGCAGGAAUCCGGUUCUGUAAUGGCGCAAUUACAUCUACAAAUCAAUACUGUUGUGACGAUGGCUCUUCCGGUGUUGGGUCUUUCGAAUGCUAUGCCAGCCCGUCAACAAUCUUCGACUUCAUCGACUUCUUCCUUUUCCACCACUACCACUUCCAGCUCGUCGAGUGCUUCCACAGCCACAGCUAGCACAACCCUCGUCUCCGCGCCCUCACAGAGCACUUCUGAAACUCCCCCACCUACCAGCACACAAACGGACGACGGCAAAAGCACCAACACGGCUGCGAUCGGUGCUGGCGUUGGCGUGCCAGUCGGCGCAAUCGCCCUUGGAUUGAUCGCAUUUCUAGCAUGGAGACAUCGCAAAAAGAAUACGCGCAAAGGUGGCCGCCUCGUUGACGACAUGGACGGUGGCUACACUCCAGCUGAUAACACUGCGAGUCCCGCACAGGAGUUGCAUAGGGUCAAUCCGGUAGCUGUUGCGACAAGGGACAGGAAAUCAUUUGAGGGAGGACUAGAAUAUAAUGGCCCAUUGCCUUCUACACGGGAGUUGGAGGAAGGGAGGGAGUAUGAUGGUUCAUCGCCUCCGAUACGGGAGUUGGAUGGUACGAGUGCGGUGCAUGAGUUGGAGGGUUCGGGCGCGCAGAAAUGGCUUUAG